AUGGAUGGGGAAACAAUCAGCACCAACACAUCUGUUGAUGACAAAACUGAGGAUUUUUGUGAAAACCCCAUACGGGACACUUUGGCAGAAGGUUUGAUGUGUCUCCUGAAACCUACAAUCGACCAGCUAGAUGAGAGGGUUCGUGCUACCAGAGUAAGUCAGCUGGAGUUAAAGCAACAGAUUGAUGAUCUUUCUGAAGAGUUGAAAAAUAUUUCAGCAGAGCAAAGCUGCCCUCUUGCUCUAGAAGCGUAUACUAAUAAACUUAAUAGCACUCGUCAUAAGAUAACUGUCAUAAGCAACAUUUUGCAGACUGCUCAGGAAAGACUACAUAAAAUCCAGCAACACAGUAAGCAGGAAGCUGAUCGGCUUAAGACAUUAAUGGAACCUACAUCCAAACCUAGUUCUGGAGAAACACUAUAA
Messenger RNA from Macrosteles quadrilineatus (aster leafhopper), 420 nucleotides. It is a transcript of the gene Snapin, whose product is annotated as SNAPIN protein homolog. The transcript is spliced from 3 exons. Gene Ontology annotation, cellular component: BORC complex; synaptic vesicle; BLOC-1 complex. Gene Ontology annotation, biological process: endosome to lysosome transport; lysosome organization; synaptic vesicle exocytosis. The record is from RefSeq and is a predicted model, not a curated record. Gene Ontology annotation, molecular function: SNARE binding. Bases 1 to 420 code for a protein of 139 amino acids. Lineage: Eukaryota; Metazoa; Arthropoda; Insecta; Hemiptera; Cicadellidae.